This is a messenger RNA of Didymodactylos carnosus, 930 nucleotides long. Lineage: Eukaryota; Metazoa; Rotifera; Eurotatoria; Philodinida; Philodinidae. The record is from the annotation of a GenBank genome assembly.
AUGUCAUCGUAUUUACCAGUAGUGACAGUUGUUGGUAGUACAAAUGCGCAAGGAAAAGCUGUUGUUCGAUCAUUGCUUGAAUGUGGAAAAUACAAGGUUCGGUGUUUGACACGAGAUAAAAACAGCGCAAAACUUCAACCGCUUGCCCAGCAUGUAUUUGGCACUGAUCGGUUGGAAAUUGUUAACUGCGAUCUAACCAAUCCUAAUCAAUUAAGACAAACAUUUCACUCAAGCUGGGCAGUAUUUGUGUGUUUCAAUCUUGACUUUUCGUCAAUUCAGAAUAAAUAUGAUUCAGAAGUAAAGCAAGGACGACUGAUAGUCGAUACAGUCGCACAGUUAGAAAUACCGUAUUUCUUACUGAGCUUUCAAGAAAAUGUUUAUGAUAAAAGUCAAGGAAAACUCGUACCAACAUUUGAAUCAAAAGCCAAACUUCGUACUUAUGUGCAAGAAACAUAUCCUCAGAUGAAUGCGAUUUAUAUAGAGCCAGCUGAGUUUCCUAUUCAAUACUGGCCAUUAUUCGGUUUUGCACGAAAAUCGACUGAGAAUGAUAUGAUUGAAUUUCGUCUACCAGUAUCACAAGAAACAUUAUUGAAUCUCGUUGAUAUUGACGACAUAGGACGAGUUGUUAUUGAAUUAUUGAAUAAACCAGACGUUUAUGUGCAUCAGACAAUACGAGUGUGUGGUGAAUUAAUAGAGUUUCAACACAUAUCAACCAUAUUUACACAAGUGACAGGAAGAUACGCGCAAACAAUAACAAUAAACGAACAAGAGUUCAAAAACGAUCAUUCGAAUGAUCAACUUUAUACAUUGUUUAAAUACAUCGAACAAUACAGUCAAGGGCGGCAGCAAACAUCGACUGAUAAACAGUUAGUCCAACUACACACGUUUGAAACAUGGUUGAAGAAGUCGGAGUGGAAAGGACCAAAAUAA